AACUGUCAUCCUUUACCGACACGUUUGGACGCACUCGGUGAGUGGCGGGGCUGCCACGUUGGCGGCCGUUGCCCCGCGGGGGGCUCCUCUCAGCGCUGCGGGGCGAGCCGACCCCACGGGCAUUUGAACCCACAAACAGGGGCGAGCGGCUCGAGGGCCCCGCUCUCCCCGAAGGGGACAGCCCCUUCCCCGCGCCGCUUUCCCCCGCUGUGACCUCGUGCCCCCGAGGUGCCCGCCGCACCUGCUGCCUUCGCCCGCUGCCGUGCUUGGGUUUGCCGAGGCGAUGCGCCGUUCUGACCCGUCCGCGACCCCAACCGCUCCGGGGCCGAGGCGGGGAGGGAGAGAAGAGGGCUCGGAGGUGCGGGCCGGGGCCGGGGCACAGCGGGGCAGAGCCGGAGCGCGGCGGGGCCAUGGGGGACGCGGAGCCCGGCGAGGCGCGGCCCCCGUCGGGCAGCCCGGCCCCGCAGAAGCCGCCUUACACCUACGCGGCUCUCAUCGCCAUGGCCAUCCGGGCCAGCCCCGAGCAGCGCCUGCCGCUCAGCGGCAUCUACAGCUACGUCGCGGGCCGCUUUCCUUAUUACCGCCGCGGCCCUAAGGGCUGGCAGAACAGCAUCCGCCACAACCUCAGCCUCAACCCCUGCUUCCUCCGCCUGCCCCGCCGCUCCGGCGCCCCGCACCGCGGCGGCGAAUGGGCGCUGGACCCCGCCUUCCAGGACGCGCUCCCGGGGGGCGGUUGCCGCCGCCGCCGCCGUUCGAGCCUCCCCCCCCCGCCGCCGCCGCUCCCCGGCUGCUCGUGCGGUGCCCGCCCCGCGCUGCCCCGCGGCUGCAGCCGCCCCGAGUUGCCCGCCUGGAGCCCGCUCUGCUGCCCGGGGUUCCCGCAAGCGUUGCCCGCCUGGAGCCCGCCCUGCCGCCCGGAGUCCCAGCGAGCGCCGCCCGCCUGGAGCCCGCCCUGCUGCCCGGGGUCCCCGCUAGCGCUGCCCGCCUGGAGCCCGGGGCCGUCCCCAGCGCUGCCCUCCGGGAGCUCGGCUUCGCCCCCGCUGCAGCCCGCCUGGCCGCUGCCCGGCGUCCCCGCCGCCGCCCAGUGCCCGCCCGAGCCGGGCCCCCACCGCCCUCUGGCCGCCAGCGGGGCCCCGGUGCUGCCCUGAGGCUUCCACGUUCCGUCCUGCCCGCUUUCCUGGGGAUUCGACUUGUAGAAGGUCCAUCCGUCGGAAGUGUGCGAAGGAAGAUUGGCCUGGAAGAUUCUUGUAGGUUGAGCAGAUCCCCGUUGCGUUGCAGCGGCUGCGAUGUGCUGCCGUGUUUUGCAGAGCUGUGAAUUAUCUCCUCUGCAGCAAUUUGUCAGUUCAGAUUUGUUGGUGUUUGAACCUUAAGACAACCCUGGAGGGGGCUUGGGCAAGCUCACCUGCGCGUCGUGUCUUCUUGGAUCUGGAAGUAUACGGAAGGUCAAGGGAUGCCACUCCUUGUGGAAGUGAAAUUUGGCUUUGCUACAGGAACAAUAUUUUUGCAAGUGUCCUUAAACUCAUUAACUCAUUCUUGAGCUGUUAUUUCAAGCUGAUGUAUAUCUGUAAGCGAUACGUGUAUUUUUCAGUUUUGUAGAGAAAAAAAUAACCAACCCACAAAGAUCUUUGGAGUAACGCCGGGAAUCUUAUCACUUUGUGCUUAAAGCAGAGCUGCAGGAGGUUUUGUACACAGCCAGGGUUUAUUUUGUAGUGUUGCUUCUUAGAGAUGUUUACAUACAUUUGUUCUUAACAUUUUUCUUCCAAGUGAAGCUAUAAUUAUUUUAUGAGGGUGUUUCCCCCUUUUCAUUUCAGAGUCGUUUCUGUGCUUCCCCCUCAAAAUAAGGGUCAGGGACCAAGUAUGCUUCCAGUAAGAGCUGCAUUUAAGUUUGUUAAGGAAAAGUUGAAAUACUGUUUGUGCAGUUUGUGCACUUUGCCAUAGGUUACGUUUCAUGAAUUGUUCAAUACUCCCCGUUAGAGUCCAUGACUUUGGAAAGGACUUGAACUGACUUGGCCCUUUUUUGUUCACCCGUAAAAGAAGCUGCGGAUUAAACCCGGUUUCGUAGUUUGUAUUUUAACAUUUUCUUGUACUUAAGAAAUGAUUCUGGGUGCUGUCUUUAAAUUCUAAGAACGCAAUGUCAAUGAAACGUGGAAAUGCUGUCAGAUUCAGCCCGGGCGACAACUUUGAGGCCGGUCUUGCAGGAUACGCAUUAAAGACGCUGCAGUUCUGUUGUUCUCCACGUUGCUCUUUGUCUCCCUGCACUCACCCCCAGUGCCCCCACGCAGGUGGCAAUAAAAUCAAUAUAGCACCCUCAGAGGAACACAGCCAUAAAGGAAUUGUUGCAUCUUGGAGCUUGCAGUAAGGAUGUAAGGACAACAAGGGCUGCUAGGGUUCAGGUUUUAAAACUGCAUCCUUCUGUUUUGGAGAAGUUUUUAGGUCCCUGCUGUGGUUUAGGUCAUAUAUGAAUAAUGCACGUUUGUGAAACUAUCGCUGCUGCGUUUGGGGUAUGAAGCUUGAGCUCUGGACAGUCAUUAAUUCCACUGCGCACAACAAUUAGGAAAAUAAGAAGAGUUUCUGAAAGUCGGUGUUUCCAUGUGUGUGCUUCUCACCUUGCUCUUCCAGCCGAGCUGCGUUUUGUUGCCAGUUAGCGUGACCACACAUCGCCGGUUUGGGUACUGGGGGAAAAGAAGAGCAUCCCUUCCCCCCGGCUGGGUUUCCCCUAGGUUCUGCUGAGGGCUUUUGUCUGCUCUGUGUUGGCUUUCUGGCAGCUGUGGGCCAUGGGCUGGGCCACCUAUGUCAUGCGAUUGUGGGCAGAGGCUGUGGAGCUGGGACCUCCUGAGGAGGCUGCCUUGUGGGGAGUGCCCUUACACAUAGGAAAGGGGAACAAGAACUGAUUCUGUUUCUGGAGGGGCUGUGUGUGUUUUCCCCAGGUCACCUGCUGCCAAGGGCAGGUGUCAGCAGCCCCACUCAGGGCCUGGCAGCUGCAGCCCAUCCAUGCUAACAAGGCCUAGAAGCUUCUGUGGGGCAGUGGGUGCAGGGGCUCCUGCGUUUUGUGCUUUCUGCUCCCUUGUGGGGAGAUCUACCCCUGUCUUUUGGAUUUAUAUUUUGGAUUUGGGCUUGCUUUUGGAGCACAGCUCUAUGUGAUCCGGUGGCUACCUGGCAGGACGUGGAUUGGGUGCCCAUGGGCAGCUGCAAGCACUCUUGCCAGGCAGUGCUGUGAACACAAGGUGCCAUGGUGACGUUGUUCGCUUGUUGUCAUC
Numida meleagris (helmeted guineafowl) is the source of this 3254-nucleotide messenger RNA. RefSeq names its product forkhead box protein L2-like. NCBI's taxonomy places the organism in Eukaryota, Metazoa, Chordata, Aves, Galliformes, Numididae. The record is from RefSeq and is a predicted model, not a curated record. Gene Ontology annotation, biological process: anatomical structure morphogenesis; cell differentiation; regulation of transcription by RNA polymerase II. The transcript is spliced from 2 exons. The coding region runs from base 411 to 1145 and encodes 244 amino acids. Gene Ontology annotation, molecular function: DNA-binding transcription factor activity, RNA polymerase II-specific; RNA polymerase II cis-regulatory region sequence-specific DNA binding.